GUUGAACAAUGCGAAUGGCCUGAUCUCCUCUGUCCACAUAUAUCUUUGCUUCUCCAUAACAGAAUACAGCAAAUCAAAAUGGAAUCGCCCGAGUCGUCUUAUGUUUCUUCUCCUGAGGUCGCACCGAAGCGAUCUGGACCUUCGAAGUCCCCCCCUCGAGAUUACAAGGAGAGGCCUACCUACAUUAGAUUCCUUGUAUCAAAUGCAGCUGCUGGUUCUGUCAUUGGAAAGGGUGGUUCCACUAUUACGGAGUUUCAGUCACAAUCUGGAGCUCGAAUUCAAUUGUCACGCAAUCAAGAGUUUUUUCCAGGAACAUCUGAUAGGAUAAUCAUGAUAUCUGGAAUGAUUAAUGAAAUUCUCAAGGCAAUGGAACUAAUUCUUGCCAAGUUGCUGAGCGAGGUUCAUUCUGAAGAUGGUGAUGAUGUUGAUCCGAGAUCGAAAGUGAGGCUUAUAGUUCCCAAUAGCUCUUGUGGUGGCAUAAUUGGGAAGGGUGGAGCUACCAUAAAGUCAUUUAUUGAAGAUUCCCAGGCUGGUAUCAAGAUAUCCCCUCAGGAUCAUAAUUAUAUGGGGUUGAAUGAUAGGCUAGUGACACUGACUGGGUCUCUGGAGGAACAGAUGCGGGCAGUCUUUCUGAUUUUAUCAAAGCUAACCGAAGAUGCUCAUUACUCGCAGUCAAUGAGUGCUCCAUUUUCAUAUGCUGGUGUCAACUUCUCCGGUUUUCAUGGCAUGCCAUAUGCUUAUGUGCUUCCUUCUGUUGGAACAGUAGCAUACAAUACUAUAAACUAUGGACCAAAUGACGGCGGCGGGAAAUUUCAAAAUGAUAAGGAUAAUCGAGGCAAUUCUGUGACAAUUGGUGUUGCAGAUGAACAUAUUGGAGUCGUCGUCGGUCGUGGUGGAAGGAAUAUAAUGGAGAUUAGUCAGGUUAGUGGGGCCAGGGUUAAAAUAUCAGAUCGGGGAGAUUUCAUGUCUGGCACAUCAGACAGGAAAGUGACAAUCACAGGGUCACAGGGAGCAAUCCGUAUGGCUGAAGGUAUGAUCAUGCAGAAGGUUGCUUCUGCCAUGGAGAGGUGAUGGGUUGGGUGCAUAUCUCAUAACUCCAAAAUUACAUUCUUAAUUUUCUCUGGCCCUUUUCCUUCAGUAUUGUUUGGGAUUCAUAUGUGGAUGUGGAGCUUGAGAUUCUUCUAUAUCUGACUUGGAGACUCUGUUCGUAUACACCUCUGCUAAUAUCUAUUUUAAAGGAGGAAUCUUGAAGGAAGAAAAAAUGGUUUCAAAUGAAGGAAGAAAAGAAGGGUUAAAAGUUUCGAAAUGGACCACGCUGUGAUCGCUUCUUUAGGGCAU
Telopea speciosissima is the source of this 1338-nucleotide messenger RNA. Its product is annotated as protein BTR1-like. Gene Ontology annotation, molecular function: mRNA binding. The record is from RefSeq and is a predicted model, not a curated record. Gene Ontology annotation, cellular component: cytosol; cytoplasm. The coding region runs from base 79 to 1071 and encodes 330 amino acids. NCBI's taxonomy places the organism in Eukaryota, Viridiplantae, Streptophyta, Magnoliopsida, Proteales, Proteaceae. The transcript is spliced from 8 exons. Gene Ontology annotation, biological process: regulation of gene expression.